GCGACGCCAAGUUCAACCCGGCCUCAGUGGCCGCUGGUUAUAUCCUCAUCGGAACCUACACGAGUCUUUUCCUCAGUGGGAUCACGGUGAUGCAAACCAUCAUAUACUAUGCACAUUACAAGCAUGAUCCGACAUGGAUGAAAGUAGCGAUAUCCGUAAUCUCUGUUUUUAGCGCUCUCCAUACAGCGGUCAAUGCUCAAUGGGCUUACGACGCGUUGGUCAUACAUUGGGGACAAACGGAUCUGCUUCUACGAGCAAACUGGAACGUGGCAGCAGGAUCUUCACUCAAUGGGAUUGUAGCCAUGUUCUGCCAACUGUGGUUCGGCUACCGGAUACGUGUGUUAACAGACAACCGAUGGAUAGCGCUCGUCGUCGCCAUCCUUGCCGUGACGUCCUUUCUCGGCUCUGUUGGUACGAGUUUGGCGCCGAUAUGGAUACCCGAAAUUCUGGACUUCACGAAGUUCAAGUCGAUCGUUGUCGUGUGGCUCGCAUGCGCCGCCCUUUGCGAUGUGACAGUAACGGUCGUUUUAUCCAUAUGCCUGCGCAACCAUAAAACAGGCAUCCGUGCAUCAGACAAUCUCAUCAACAGAAUAACGCUCAUGACCAUACAAAACGGACUCUUGACGACCAUAUGGGCAAUAUUGAACUUACUGUUUUUUCUGAUUGUCAAAUCAGGAUUGCACCUUGCAAUAAACAUUCCGCUGGCGGAUCUAUACUUCCUCACGCUGCUCACUACGUUGAAUGCGCGUAAGCAUCUGCGUUCGAAGUACGGCGGGAACGACACCUCGGAUUUACCGACCAUGAGCGGCCACGACGGUCAACGCCGAGAUACUAACAUCCUGGCCUUCGCCAGUCAUGCAGAAUCAAUCGCUAUAGACAACGAUGAAGAUGCUGUAUCGCUCAAAAACAGACGCAACCUGACGGGGCUUGAACCCGAAUGGAGCGAAACUCAACAGAGUUUAUCAACCCUGGCAACGGACAAAAAUUCCCGGCGGGCAAGUAUGCCCGAUUUGUAACACUGAACCUCGGGUGUUCCUUGAACUCCUCAGACUUUACU
Molecule: messenger RNA, 1057 nt
Organism: Punctularia strigosozonata HHB-11173 SS5
Lineage: Eukaryota; Fungi; Basidiomycota; Agaricomycetes; Corticiales; Punctulariaceae
Exons: 17
Coding region: 90-1016 (308 amino acids)
Source: RefSeq, a predicted model, not a curated record